ACGCCAUCUUGGGACUCCUGCUCUGUGUCCGGCGCCAUGUUGAGACACCCCGGCGGCGGGUGACAGGUCCGGGCGGGUUCGCUGAGUUUGAAUUUAGUCGGCCGGUCACCAGCUCGCAUCCCGCCGGCCAUUAUGUCUCGGUUCAAGAGAGGAGGGACAGCCCCGAACUCCCUGGCCGGCUUCACAGACCCGAGAGACCGGGAGCCGGCGGUUCCCCGGGGACUGAUCAACGCGGCCAGGAAAAGCGGCCAGCUCAACCUGUCAGCGAGGGGCCUGACCGAGGUUCCAGUGAGUGUUUGGAGAAUUAAUUUGGAUACACCGGAAGAGGCCAAGACGAGCGUGCAGUUCGACGGGUCUGACCGGUGGUGGGAACAGACUGAUCUGACAAAGCUGGUUCUGGCUUCAAAUAAACUGCAGUCACUGUCUGAAGAGAUCCGGCUGCUUCCUGCUCUUGUGGUAUUAGAUGUACAUGACAAUCUGCUGACGGAGCUUCCCAGCGCCAUCGGAGAACUGAUUAACAUACAGAAGCUGAAUAUUAGUCACAAUAAGCUGAAAGUGCUUCCGGGAGAGCUGGCCCAGCUGCACAAUCUCAAGAGCCUUCUCAUCCAGCACAACCAGUUGGAGGAAAUACCAGACGCGAUUGGACAGCUGGCCGUUUUGGAAGAAUUGGAUCUUUCAAAUAAUAGUCUACGGAACGUUUCAAGCUGCCUUGGCCGUCUUACUUGCCUUGUCCAGCUCAACUUAUCCAGCAAUAAACUGAAGGCGCUUCCCGCGGAGAUCAGCAACAUGAAGAGUCUCAGACAGCUGGACUGCACGUCGAACUUGCUGGAUGAUAUACCGCCCUCGCUGGCUGGUAUGGAUUCUCUACAACAGUUAUACCUGAGACAGAACAAACUCACAUUUCUGCCGGAGCUACCCAACUGCAAGAUACUCAAGGAGUUGCACGUUGGGAACAACCAAAUAAAUGUCCUUGGCCCCCAGCACCUGACACAUCUUAGUUCUCUUGUUAUCCUGGAAUUGCGGGACAAUAAACUGAAGAGCUUGCCGGAGGAAAUAGCUUUACUGAAAGGGCUGGAACGUCUGGAUCUCAGCAACAAUGACCUCGGCAGCCUACCUAAUUCCCUGGGAAGUCUCCAGAAUUUAAAAUCACUGCAGCUGGAAGGCAAUCCCCUGAGAGGGAUUCGGAGGGAUCUCCUAAGUAAAGGUACUGUGGAACUACUGAAGUAUCUAAGGAGCAGAAUCCAAGUGCCAGAACCAAAGCCUGAACAGAAAGAGGGUCCUGUGGUUACAGCCAUGACUCUGCCAAGUGACUCCAUUGUUAAUACGCACGCAAUCACUACAUUAAAGACCUUAGAGUACAGUGAUAAACAAGCAACCGUCAUUCCUGAGGGUGUUUUCAAUGCAGUUGGCACUUCCCCUAUCGCAAUUGUGAAUUUCAGCAAAAAUCAGCUUACGGAGGUUCCUGUUAGGAUAGUGGAAAUGAAAGACUCUGCGUGUGAUGUAAACCUCGGCUUCAAUAAAAUCCCAGCAAUUUCCCUGAAUCUGUGCAUGCUGCUACAGCUGACACACCUAGACAUGCGGAACAACGCGCUUGUGUGUGUUCCCGAUGAGCUGGAAGCGCUGACACGGCUGCAGACCAUAAUCCUUUCUUUUAACAGGUUGAAGACCUUCCCAGACGUUCUCUAUCGCAUCCCCACUUUGGAGACUGUUCUCAUCAGCAGCAAUCAGAUCAGCUCCAUAGAUCCUCUCCAGCUGAUAAAACUCACCAAACUCUCUACCCUGGACCUGCAGAAUAACGACCUCCUGCAGGUCCCUCCUGCCUUGGGGAACUGUGAAAGUCUGAGAGCUCUGAACCUGGAAGGAAACCCUUUUCGAAACCCACGAGCGGCUAUUUUAGCAAAAGGUACUGUAGCCAUUCUGGAGUAUCUCCGGAGUCGCAUUCCCACCUGAUUCCCCUCCCUGCAGAGACUGGAAGCUGUCAGUCCUGAGACUCCAUCAGUAAGAUGUUUAUAUGGCCUGCAAUGCUGGAAGAGAAGCUGGACACACAAGGAUUGCUCCAGCCAGACAAUUACUGUUCCAUUGCGCCAAACCUGUUGGCGGCCGAAUGGAAUGAGAUGGAUCACUUUUACUCCAUUGCCCCAUAAUGACUCUCCCGAGAGGAGCUUUGUAUGGAUUCUUGUUGUGUCUUGUACACACACACACACACACACACACACACACACACACACACACACACAGCUCUGAUAUCGCUUAGCUGUGAUGUUUAUACGGCUCGGUGCCUCCAUGGUUACUUACAUCUCAUUGGUGCAUUAUGCAUGUUACAUGGAGCCAUUGCCUGACACCCUCUGACCGCAUUGCUGGAAUCAUUCCACUUUUUGUAAAACUGACAUCCGAAUGAAAAACGGUGAUUAAUAAAGCUGCAUUCCAAAA
Pseudophryne corroboree (corroboree frog) is the source of this 2430-nucleotide messenger RNA. It is a transcript of the gene LRRC40, whose product is annotated as leucine rich repeat containing 40. Bases 133 to 1950 code for a protein of 605 amino acids. The record is from RefSeq and is a predicted model, not a curated record. Gene Ontology annotation, molecular function: protein binding. NCBI's taxonomy places the organism in Eukaryota, Metazoa, Chordata, Amphibia, Anura, Myobatrachidae. The transcript is spliced from 15 exons.